AUGGUGCAAGUCAAGCAAAAGGUAGCUCUGAUAUGCAUUGACGGCUGGGGUAUCCCCUCCGAAUCGUCUCCCGCAGAAGGCAAUGCAAUUCUCAACGCCGAGACACCAUGGAUGGACGAGUUCGCCAAGGAUGGCAGCAAGAUCACCCAAGGCUACACCGAGCUCGAAGCCUCCUCCCUCGCCGUCGGUCUGCCUGAGGGUCUUAUGGGCAAUUCCGAAGUCGGUCACUUGAACAUCGGUGCUGGACGGGUCGUGUGGCAGGAUGUGGUCCGCAUCGAUCAGACCAUCAAGAAGGGAGAGUUGAACAAGGUUGAGAAUGUGGUCAAGAGCUUCAAGAGGGCAAAGGACGGUAAUGGCAGACUCCACCUCUGCGGUCUGGUCAGUGACGGCGGUGUCCACUCGCACAUCAACCACUUGAAGGAGUUGAUCAAGGUCGCCAAGGAGAUUGGCGUGCCAGAGAUCUAUAUCCAUUUCUUCGGUGAUGGUCGUGACACAGAUCCAAAGAGUGGAAAGGGGCAUCUCGAAGGUCUCCUGGCAUUCUUGAAACAGCAAGGCGUGGGCAAGCUGGCAACGAUAGUUGGCCGUUACUACAUCAUGGACCGUGACAAGCGAUGGGAUCGCGUCGAGAUUGGCCUGAAGGGCUUGGUCACCGGCGAGGGCGAAGAGACUGACGACCCAGUCAAGGUCUUCCAGGCACGCUACGACAAAGGCGAGAACGACGAGUUCCUCAAGCCAAUCAUCAUCAACGGCAAGGAAGGCCGCAUCCAGGACGACGACACCGUUUUCUUCUUCAACUACCGCUCAGACCGUGUCCGUGAGGUAACACAACUGCUCGGUGACCAGGACCGAUCGCCAAAGCCAGACUUCCCAUACCCCAAGGGCAUCGCGAUCACGACCAUGACCCGCUACAAGACCGACUUCGACCUGCCUGUGGCAUUUGCACCACAGGUCAUGGACAACGUUCUUGCCGACUGGUUGAGCCAGAAAGGCUGCAAGCAGAGCCACAUUGCCGAGACGGAGAAGUACGCACACGUAACAUUCUUCUUCAACGGUGGUUUGGAAGUACAGUUUGAUGGUGAAGACCGUGAGCUCAUUGACUCACCAAAGAGUGUAGCGACUUACGACGAAGCACCGAAGAUGAGUGCGAUGGGUGUCGCAGAGAGGAUGGCAGAGCGUAUUGCUGAUGGCAAGUACGAAUUCGUCAUGAACAACUUUGCGCCACCCGACAUGGUUGGACACACUGGUGUCUACAAGGCAGCUGUGGAAGGUGUGACCGAGACCGACAAGGCGAUUGGUGUGGUGUACGAGGCAUGCAAGAAGCACGGCUACACAUUGUUCAUCACCUCGGACCACGGCAACGCAGAGGAGAUGUUGACUGAGGAGAAGACGCCCAAGACAUCUCACACAACCAACAAAGUCCCCUUCGUCAUGGCCAACGCACCCGAAGGCCUCUCGCUCAAAAAGCAAGAUGGCGUACUGGGCGACGUAGCACCAACAGUCCUAGACAUCAUGGGCAUUGAACAACCAGAAGCCAUGACCGGCCACAGCCUGCUCCAACGUAAGUAG
Molecule: messenger RNA, 1566 nt
Organism: Fulvia fulva
Lineage: Eukaryota; Fungi; Ascomycota; Dothideomycetes; Mycosphaerellales; Mycosphaerellaceae
Product: 2,3-bisphosphoglycerate-independent phosphoglycerate mutase
Exons: 3
Coding region: 1-1566 (521 amino acids)
Biological process (GO): glucose catabolic process
Cellular component (GO): cytoplasm
Molecular function (GO): manganese ion binding
Source: RefSeq, a predicted model, not a curated record